Molecule: messenger RNA, 1215 nt
Organism: Daldinia loculata
Lineage: Eukaryota; Fungi; Ascomycota; Sordariomycetes; Xylariales; Hypoxylaceae
Product: calcium-dependent phosphotriesterase
Exons: 3
Coding region: 1-1215 (404 amino acids)
Source: RefSeq, a predicted model, not a curated record
AUGGCUUUUAAGACAGCAAUUUUGGUUAUAGUUCUAGCGGCGCUAUCGCCAAGCCUCUAUGACUUAGCACAGAAGUUAUUGUUGAUGUACAACAAUGCGCCGGAGCGGUUUUUGGAUAUAAAUAACCUCCAAUCGCCUGAGGUGAAAUUUUCGGACACUAUUAAAAGCUGCGAAGAUGUCCUACUUGUAGAAUCCAAAGGCCUCGCUAUUGUUGCUUGUGACCCUGGGCGGGAGGUCUGGAAUACAGUAAUGGGCGUCUUCAUUCCUGGGUCUAUACCCAAUGCCGAGAUAUAUGCCUACAACUAUGGCAAUGCCGGCACCUCCGACUCUGAGUCAUUGACUCGUUUUGAAAUCCUGGGAUACGAACCUGGUGCGGAUUUUCAUACGUUGGGUAUAGCGUAUGACGAAGAAACUUCUACUCUCUUUGUUACAAACCAUCGUAAAGAGGGUAGAACCAUUGAGUUGUUUAAGCUAGAUUUUGGUGCAUUCACGGCCAGGCAUUUCCGAACGAUUCAGCAUCCUCUUUUCCGUAGCCCGAACUCUAUAGCUCUCCUUAACAGCCACGAGUUUCUUGUUACGAACGACCACCACUUCCUCAUGGAACAUUCUCGCUUCCUUUCCACAGUGGAGACCCUCCUAGGUCUCCCUCUCGCUACUGUCUUACACGUCGACAUAUCACCCCUUUUAGAGGAUCCCGCUACGCCUGCCAAAGUCAAUGUCGUUGCUCGUCUCCCUUUCCCCAACGGUAUCGAGAUCGUAAAUGAAACUACUGUGGCCAUAGCCUCAACUACCAGCACGGCAGUAUAUUUUUACACUAUGACGAAACCGAAGUCAAUCAACGCGACUUCGCCUAUACUUACUUAUAAAUCGAAAGUCAAGUUCCCUUUUUGGGUUGACAACAUUCAAAUCUCGGAAAAUGGAACCCUAUUUGCUGCCGGUCAUCCCCAUCCCCCGACGCUAAGUAAGUAUGCCUUUUCCCGCCACGAUUGCGGCUCGCCCGAGAUACUGGCUGCCGCAGAUCCCUCACUCCAGGAGUACUGUAGAACGGCCCAGGCAUUUUCCGGGGUCUCUAAAUGGACUGAGUCGGGAGGUGUUGAGCAUAUUUACUUCAGCGACGAGUAUCCUACUAGUUCUACAGCGGUGUUCGACUCCAAGAAGAAAGUCGGAAUAAUCACAGGUUUAUAUGCUAAUGGGAUACUCGUCUGGAGGGAAUGA